GGAUCACCAGGAAAACCAGGAGCACCCGGACUAGCAGGCAUUGCUCCCCCUGUUACUAUCGAUUCGCAGCAGGGCUGCCGUGUCUGCCCACAUGGACCUCGUGGUCCAACAGGACCACCUGGUGAGCCUGGACCAAUAGGAGAAGAAGGAGCUCCAGGACCUGUGGGACGAGUCGGUGAACCAGGCAGAGAAGGAUAUCCUGGCCAGCCUGGCAUUCCUGGCGAGAGUGGUAAGCCUGGGAAGGUGGGUGAACCAGGAGUUCCGGGUAGAGAUGGUACUCGUGGAGGCAAGGGACCAACGGGAGACAAAGGAGAACCAGGACCACAAGGACAGAAAGGACCUGCUGGAUAUCCUGGACGUGAUGGUCAACGUGGAAGUGACGGUGAGGCUGGACCACCGGGACCACCAGGAUCACCUGGUAUGCCUGGAGAACCUGGCCAACAAGGCAUAGUAGGACAACCGGGACAACCUGGCCAGGAUGCGAAUUACUGUAAAUGUCCAGAACGCAGCUUGGGUGUCAACCGCUACGCUGAGAAGCCAAAGAGUACACCAGCUCCAGCACCACCACCGGCACAGAGUUAUGACUCGCCUCCAGCUGCAGUGCAGGUGAGGUUUCACUCUCAGUCAGCAAUAUUGGGACUCUCUGGGACCUGUGGAUCUUUGGACAAGUCUUUUGAUUGUUGA
Molecule: messenger RNA, 684 nt
Organism: Haemonchus placei
Lineage: Eukaryota; Metazoa; Nematoda; Chromadorea; Rhabditida; Trichostrongylidae
Source: the annotation of a GenBank genome assembly